Messenger RNA from Microtus oregoni (creeping vole), 1935 nucleotides. It is a transcript of the gene Ogfod2, whose product is annotated as 2-oxoglutarate and iron dependent oxygenase domain containing 2. The record is from RefSeq and is a predicted model, not a curated record. The transcript has 7 exons. The coding region runs from base 214 to 1428 and encodes 404 amino acids. Gene Ontology annotation, molecular function: L-ascorbic acid binding; iron ion binding; oxidoreductase activity, acting on paired donors, with incorporation or reduction of molecular oxygen. NCBI's taxonomy places the organism in Eukaryota, Metazoa, Chordata, Mammalia, Rodentia, Cricetidae.
ACGGAGCGUGUAGGGACCAGCAAUGAAGGCCAAACCCGAGCUUAGCCGCACAGACGACGCCGCGGUCGUACCUCAGAACCCCAACCGUCCUGAGUGCUGCGUCAGGCGGCUCCGCAAAGAAAUUUCCAACAGGAGACAUGGCAGCUUUAAAAUAAAGAUUCUGAGUCCUGCACUCCGUGCAUCCUGUGACUGUUCCAGCCCUGUGCUGGAAACAUGGCCGCCUCGCCCGGGAAGCCGCCUUCUAGACCGGUUCCUGCCCUGUCUGCGUUCCUCUCUGCAGUUGAGAAUUUACAGCGGCCUCUUGGUUGCCGGCGCCGGGCUCUCGGUGGGGACUCACCCGGAAGUUGCCGCUACCGCUGGUGGCGCGGCCGCUUUGCCAUGGCGACGGCCGCUCGGCAACGCUUCUGCCGCUGUGCCUGCUUCUGCUCUCAGAACCUGUACGUGGCGCGCUACGGGCUGCACCUGCGCUUCCGGGACGAGCAGCAGUUGCGCCGUGACUAUGGCCCGCUCCUGCGCAGCCGAGGCUGCGUCAGUUCCAAGGACUUCCAGCAACUCUUGGAGGAGCUUGAGCAGGAGGUGGGGCGCCGGCGCAGGCUGGGGCAGGAAUCAGCUGCCAGAAAAGCCCUCAUUGCCAGCACCUACCACCCAGCGAGGCUUGAUGUCUACUGCUCACUGCAGGACGCGGUUCUGGCCCCUGAGUUUGUGGCUGCAGCUGAAUACAGUGCAUCCCCCGGUGCAGGCCUUGAGGGCCUUCUCCAGCAGCUGGAGAUAGUGUCAGAGGAGAAGCGCAUCUACAGGGUGCCUGUGUUCUCUGCGGAGUUCUGCCAGGCCCUGCUGGAGGAGCUGGAGCAUUUCGAGCAGUCGGACAUGCCCAAGGGAAGGCCCAACACCAUGAACAACUAUGGGGUACUGAUGCAUGAGCUAGGCCUCGAUGAGCCACUGGUGACACCACUGCGGGAGCGCUUCCUGCAGCCACUGCUGGCCUUGCUGUACCCGGAGUGUGGUGGGGGCCAGCUUGAUAGCCACCGGGCCUUUGUGGUCAAGUAUGCGCUGGGCCAGGACCUGGAGCUGGGCUGCCACUACGAUAAUGCCGAGCUCACCCUCAAUGUGGCUCUGGGCAAGGCCUUCACAGGGGGUGCCCUAUACUUUGGGGGCCUCUUCCAGGCACCUGCAGCCCUGAUGGAACCCCUAGAAGUGGAUCAUGUGGUGGGCCAGGGUAUCCUGCACCGCGGUGGCCAGCUGCACGGGGCUCGGCCCCUGGGCACCGGAGAGCGUUGGAACCUUGUCAUCUGGCUCCGGGCAUCUGCUGUUCGAAACCGCCUCUGUCCUAUGUGCUGCCAGAAGCCAGAGCUGGUGGACGAUGAGGGCUUCGGCGAUGGCUUCACCCGGGAGGAGUCUGCCGUGGUAGAUGUAUGUGCACUUACUUGAGCCUGGUCCCCCAGGGGCGGUGGUGCCAUGGCAGCAGGAAACUGCCAGCUUGGGUGGGGAGGGCAGAAAUAAACUCUAUAGCCAUGACCCUCCUUGGGCCAAAGGGACAUGCUGACUCCCCGGUCACUCUUUGGACAGAUGAGCUGUCUUGGGGCAGAACUGCUGGAAGACAAGUCGAGUUUGAGAUGAAAUAUUGAGGGUCGAGGGUGGAGCAGGUUCAGGAAGAGAAGGAGCCCCAAAGAAUGUGAUUCCCAGUUAUGUCCAGCCUCAGCCUGAUCCCUGGGGAGCUCUGCUUGGGGUGGGGGACUCAGUCAGUGACUCCUUGGGUAGGGUGGCUCCCAGGGACUUAAGUGGGGUUCAUUGGUCUGUCAGCAGUGCUGGCGAGUGGGAAGCCAGACUUUCUGGGUUCAAGCCUCUGUUCUGGCACGUCCCGCUGGGCAGCUCAGAAUUUGUUUGCAGCCUGGGUGUUGUGACGAGCUGACAUUUAUAAAGCACUUUACAACAGCC